AUGGACUGUUAUCUGCUUGGCAAUUGCGGCCCAUUUUCAGAGCAUUUUGAUAUCGUCGGACCUCACGCUAGUCUGCUCAUCGUCAUAGCACUGCUCGGAUUCAGUCUCUGGAAGGAGCGGAAUCCGAUUUCCACACGGGUUGAACUGGGUUGCUUGGGACUUGCUGGAGUCCUGUGGCUUGCGCUCUCCGCUUUCAUUGCUUCCUCCGACGCGGAGGGAGCAGAUGUAGAGUGCUUUUCCUCAGCAGACUCCGACGAGGUGGUCAACGUCUCCGGGUUCAACACGGAGAUCUACCAAGCGCAGUAUCGCGUCCUCGAAGCAUUCUCUUUCUUCAACGUUAUUCUUAUUUUGGGUUUCUUCCUAUUCCUAUUGGUUCUUGCCCUGCGCCACCAUCGCCAGGGCCAGCGACGAGUCUGGAUAACCUCCGUGACUGCCUUCCCAUGGUUCGGCAAGUCUGUCAAGCAAAUCAGUGGCAAACUGCCUGCGCCUGUGACUCAGCGAUCGCGCUCUCGCUCUCGGCCGGCCAUGUCGGAGAAGCGCAAGGACUCUCAGCGCACUCAAGACUCUGGCCGCUCAAAGAAUGACGACUCCCUCCGCGAGUGGCGCAUCGUCGACCUUGUGCGCCCGCUCCCGUACCGCGACGACUCGCAACGCACGAAGGACUCGCAGCGCACGAAGGACUCGUCUCGCACUAAUGUGCACAGACAGGACUCGUCGCGCUCGAACGUUCACCGCCAGGACUCGCAGCGCGCACAGGUCAACCGCCAAGACUCUGGGCGGUCACAGGUCCACCGCCAGGACUCUGGACGGCAUCAGGUUUACCAGCAUGAUCCGUCCCGCUCACAGGCGCGCCGCCAGGACUCCGGGCGUGCCCAGCCGCAACGGCAGGACUCCCAGCGCACACGUGGGCGGCUGCCACCAAUGGCGGGCGACGGGCCCACCCGCAACGAAUCACCGACAUACGUGUACUGGCUGCCGCACAAGGAGCCUGACGCGGCACAUUCUUUGAACACGACAUUCAUUACGGUUAUAGCGGGCGUGAUCAAAUUUGGGCCAUCGAUACGUGCACCUGGUGGCCAAACAAGCAUUAUGACGCAACUCUUCAAGGAGAUGCGCCUGUAUGGCUAUGGUGACCACAGGCUGAUUUUUACUCGAAGAGUUGACGCGCUUACCGCGCGGUAUAGUCACUAUUUUGCUGCUUUCUGCCGCCGUGCUCGGUAUUGCCGCAUAUUUGGGAAGCAUAUUCUUGCCCAAUCUUCAUCGUGCGUAUCAGUGCUCGCUGGGUCAUCUGAGAUUCUCAUCUGGCGUUUUCCAGAUGAUUUUGGGAUCUUCUCCCUCAUUGUACCAUCAUUAACGAUUCUUGUAUUUCUGAUAUUGAUAUCAUGGUCUGCUCCGCGCACGGAGGCCAUUGUACUAUUUAUUCUUGGAGUUCUCUGGUUAGCCAUGGGCGCGUGGUCUACACCUAGCGACAUCAUCGGAACUACACAAUGUGAUGCUCUUGGAGAUGCACGAAUGGCAACGAAGAACGGGACGGUUCUCACCCGCUCGUGGUGUUACGAGAUGAAGGUCAUCCAGGCGUUCUCGUGGAUGAUCUUCUGUCUAUACGCCGCGCUGACCUACGCUACAGACGCGAUAUUCCUAUGGAUCCUCAUUUCGCUGACGAGCCGUGCGCGCGUCAUGGGCCUGCCCUAUGCCUGGCGUGCGCCCAUCUUCGAGCUGCCUUGGUUCGGCGAACUCCCGGGCUGGCCAUAUCCCGGGCAGUAUGCCCCGGUACAGGGCGCCCAGAUGGGGGGAUACCCCAUGGGGGCAUACCCUGGCGGUGGGAUGCCGUACCCUGCACCGAUGAUCAAUGGCGGCUACGUCGUGCAACAGGCUCCAGGUCACUCGGUCGUUAUCCAGCCAGGCCUAGGGGGUGCACCGACGAUCACGCAGGUCCCUGGCUCGCGGGCAGAAUCUGAGCCUGCGCUAUGA
Postia placenta MAD-698-R-SB12 is the source of this 1971-nucleotide messenger RNA. RefSeq lists its product as hypothetical. The transcript is spliced from 13 exons. The record is from RefSeq and is a predicted model, not a curated record. Bases 1 to 1971 code for a protein of 656 amino acids. Lineage: Eukaryota; Fungi; Basidiomycota; Agaricomycetes; Polyporales; Adustoporiaceae.